AUGAUUGCGCUGGCUUUAGAAGCAAAGUAAGUCAAGGUUGACGACACGAGGUUGUAACAACAUUGUUAUAUCGUGACUGUAUCGGACUUGUUGGAACAACCUUGCAACAAGUCUGAUAAUAAUAUCAACAAGGUUGUUACAAGUUGUUAACAGCUUGUUCCAAACUUGGUGACAACUUGGGACAAGUUGACGAUUUGUUGGCAGAUUUGAUACAAGAUAUCAGAGGUUUGUUGAGUUGAAAUGGGCCUAUAGUUUUCAGAUCAAUGGGCGAAAUCCUAUUCUAUUUCUCUCGCUAGCCCGAAUCUAACGUGGCGAGAUGUGCAACACGUGAUAGUCGAAAGCGCUCAAGUGACGAGUCCAGUGGACGAGGGAUGGGUGAGCAAUGGCGCAGGAUAUCAUUUCAAUCAUAAAUUUGGAUUCGGAAGAUUGGACGCUUAUCAAAUGGUAAAGAAGGCGAAGACUUGGAAAAAUGUCGCCCCGCAGAAGCUGUGUAAGGGACCAUCAAGUGACACGCAACAGUAAGUAGGGAUAUAAGAUGUUGGGAUACAAAAAAUGGGAUACAAUAUAUAGGGAUAUUAUAGGAGAAAAUCUACAAGAAAAUCAAUAUUCCAUAUUUUAUCUGUUUUAGGGAGAUCCCAGCCGGGGGAACACUAUCGGUUACCAUAGACACCAUCGCGUGUGCAAACACGAAAGACGAUAUAGAGAAACUGGAGCAUGUAACGCUGACCAUGAGCUUCCAACAUCGCAGGCGCGGACAGGUCAGCAUCGACCUCUUCUCGCCGAGCGGGACUAGGAACGAAAUGCUGUCGACGCGUCGCUAUGACGACUCGAGAAACGGGCUUCAUGAUUGGACAUUCAUGACUGUUCAUAAUUGGGGCGAAAACCCGAAAGGCGUGUGGAUUAUGAAUGUCACAGAUAAUAUAAAUGUAAUGGGGAAACACCUGAACGCAGGCACGUUUGUCCAGCAUGACACCAGUAAACAGGCGGCCGAUGUCGAGGACCUUGAACAGGAGGUUGGUAACGAGUCACUGAUCUUAUAAAAAUAACUGGACCACUAAGAAAGUAUAUUAUUUACAAAGAGUAAACUGAUCUGCUGAAUACGACUGGACUACUAGACUUAGGAAGACAGAAUAGGUAACUGAUCUCUAAGCACAACUACUGGACUAUUUUACGGAGGUCACUGAUCUGAAGAAUAUAAUUGGACUACCAACUUACUAAGAAUUUACUGAUCUCAAGAAUAUUACUGGACUAUGAACUUACUAAGAAUUUACUGAUCUCAAGAAUAUUACUGGACUAUGAACUUACUAAGAAUUUACUGACCUCAAGAAUAUUAUUGGACUACUAAGACGUAGGGAAUAUGCGAAUUGAAAAUUUACUGAUCUCAAGAAUAUUACUGGAUUAAGAAAAUUAUGGGAGGUUACUGAUCUCAAGAAUACGACUGAACUACUUGACAGAGAAAUAUACGAUUAACGGAGGUUACUUAUCUCAAGAAUACAGCUGGACUAGAUAUAGGACAGGCGUUACUUACUCUGUAUGAUUACAGAUCUCGAUAAUAAAACCUGGACUAUAUAUCCUAAGGACAUUUGUUUACUGUAGGUUAUAGACGAUCAAAAGAAAACAGAAGAGUUGGAACGUCGGAAGACGGGUAAAGGCUCCCCCCGUCCAGCGCAAGAAAACUCCCGUUAUCCGGAGGGGGUGAAGAAGUUCACAAUAUACCGAAAAGGGCCGAGAACAGAAGAUAGAAAGUAUUUUACUGGUGGUUAUGGUGAGUUGUUUUUGUGUUUAAAUAAAAUACUUUGCCUUCUGUUUAUUAGGGAGUUUUCAGUUUUUCAACGAUAAAUCAAUACCAAACGUACUGAUGCGAAAAUUCGUAUGGCUAAUGAUUAUUAGCCGAGGACAAAUUCAUUAAAGUUUGGCUGAAUUUGGAUAACAGGGCCGUAGGAAGCUCUUUUCGAUUGGGGGGGCUGAAAGCGAGGGCCGAAGGCCCGAGGAAAUUUUUAAAUUUAGAGUCUCUAAAAUGCCAUUUCCUGGACUUUGGGGGAAGAUUUAACAGAAUUCUGAUAGUCAGAAAACAGCGUUUUAGUAUGUCGAAAUUUACAGGAAAGUAUGGGCCAGACUGUAGUAUUAUAAAUGCGCGGCAGGAAUUUUCGUCGUAAAUGGCAGUUGCGCGGAAAUGAAGGCAGAACAUUUGAGAAAAUUUCGAAAAUCUGGAGUCUCUAGAUGGUCUGAAAUGGCAUUUUCAGAGUUUUCUUCCGCAAGACCCAACACGCAAAAGACAAAAUAAAUCAUUAGUUCAUCAAAAAUGUGCAGAUUUUGUGGGAUUUUCUUGAAAAUGCGCGACAGAAAUUCAGCUAAAAUUUCUACGCGAGGAACGAUCUGGAGUAUGAGUAAUAUCUUCAUUCUUUGCAGUUUAUCACAGAUUAAAUGAUAAAGUUUGCAUGAUUUUGAAAAAAGAAUGAUUAUUAGCAAAUUAUUGGGGGGGGGGGGGCUGCAGCCCCCCCGGUUGCUACGGCCCUGGAUAAAAACUACAAUAUACCAUUAUAAUCUUAAAGAGAAAUGGCAAUAUAAAUUUUCUCAUUUGAAGAACUUUUGAAACUAUAUAUUAACUUCUUUAACCGAUUUUUCCUAUCUUGCUUAGUUGUUGAAAUAUUUUCACUUGAAGUAAUGAGAUAUUUGCCAUCUUGGAUAAUUUUUUUAUCUCAUUAACGGUAGUUUUGGUGAUGUCACAACAGGGAUUAACCAUAUAACAGUAUUUGUUGCUCACCAAAUAUUGUUUGGUAGAUGUUUUAAAGGUUCUGAGUGAUCUUGAUAUUUCGAAGGGCAGACAGAGUAUAGUUUUGAGGGCAAAAUGAUUAGUAGUUGUCUAGAUAAAAAUAUUGCGUGACCCCUGUUGUGACGUAACAUGCAUAUCUACAAAAAUCCAAGAUGGCCGACAUUUCAUUUCUUUCGAUCAAAAUAUUUCUAGAAGUAAGCGAGAUAUGAAAAAACGGUAAAAGAGGAUUAUAUAUAAUCUUAAAAAAUUCAUUAAUAAUUCACGAGGAAAAUACAAAAGGAAUGAAUGUUUAAACAUUCGCAUCCGAUCUGUAUCUGAUAUACAAACUCUCGCCUUCGGCUAGAGUUUGUAUAUCAGAUACAGAUCGGCUGCUCAUGUUUUAUCUAGUACCUUAAAAGUUCUUUCAAAUGAGAAAAUAAAAAAUAUAUUGCCACUUCCCUUUUGUUAACCAUUUAAGUGCCAUAUGUGUUAGAUAAUUUUCACGAGUAUUGCGUCUUUCUCUCGUGAAGUAAAAUUUCAAUAUUAAUAUAACAUAUUUUAACACUUGUCCUAACUCAAUAUUUUGAACUUUCUGAAUAUUUUAUAUUCAUAUAUAUAUUUACAUCAUUUGAAUAUGCACAAAGUUGUUCAAAGAACAAUCGGUUUCCACACGACUGACUCGCUUUAAAUUAGAAAAUAUGUUUCCUUAAAUGUAGCUUUUUUAUUCUGCUUUACACAGAAGACAAAAUAAGCUAAUGCAAAAAAUAUUUAAUGACAGUUCUACUAUACAGGGUGUCCCAAAAACCCCAAAACUAUUGAAAUAACGUAUUGUUAGAAUUUGAAUGCCCUGGCACUAAGCUGAACGCAAAGAUGCGUAAAAUAUUGACAGGGUGCAUGUAUUAAAUAUUGACUUAUUAAGAAAUUCAAAGUCUUCUUUGAAAUCUUUGUAAAGCGCACGAUUUUCUGCUGUUAGGAAUUUAAAGCAGCUUCUUAAAUAGUUUCUUUAUGCAUAAAAUUUACUUAUGUCAAGCUUUUAUGCACUUGUGAGUUCAGCAUGAGAGAGCUGAGGCAUUCAAAUUCUAACAAUACGUUAUUUCAAUAGGUUUUUUUUUGGGACAUCCUGGGGCCGGUUGUAUAAAAAAGUGAUUAAAGUUAACUAUAAUUAAGUGGAAACGUCAUCCAAUAAGAAGCACGUAUUUGAGAGUUAAUCACUAUUUAACUACAAAAUAGUGAUUAAAAAAGUGAUUAAGAGUUUUAUACAACCGGCCCCUGUAGUUUACAAUUUAUCGCGACAGAAAUUGCAUGCUUUAUUCAUCCCGAACAUGAUAUCUUGUUUUUUCAGCAACUGAGCGACCACUGUGGAACCAAUCCACUUCAGCUUACUAUAAUAACUACAACUAUGGCCAGCCGAUAUCGUACGGCUACGAAAACCCACCGUACAUCUCCGAGUAUCGCUACGACGAAGACCCGACGAGGCGAAAUUAUGUGAAACGCGAUGUUUACGAUUCGCUAUAUCCCGAAGACGAUCGGAACGACUUCGUAACAGGUUCGCAGAUCAAACGCGAACAGAUGUACAUCGACGCGCACCCACAAGAGUCGCUCGAAGAGACUGGGUCCCAGAGAGUUCAGGUGAAUAAUGGAUUUCAAGAGGACUUUGUUCCGGGGUUCAAUUCCGAGUCGGGACAUGUAACCGCGGGUAUAUUACUCCAAUGGAAAUUAACAUUUCAUGGCACCGGUUCAUCAGACUCGCCUGCUGAUGACGAUAGUUUAUAA
Messenger RNA from Paramuricea clavata, 4525 nucleotides. The record is from the annotation of a GenBank genome assembly. NCBI's taxonomy places the organism in Eukaryota, Metazoa, Cnidaria, Anthozoa, Malacalcyonacea, Plexauridae.